UGUAAAUGUCAGUGUGUGGCUCCUCCCAUGCACCUGAUGGGGAGUAUUUACAGCUCUUUACAGCUACUCACUGCACUGUUUCCAAGAGCGCAGCGCAGCACCAUGACACUCCACUGGACUUAAAAAGCAAUAAGGAUUUCCACAAAAGUAAACUCUGCGCUAUAUUUUUUUUUUUAAUAUAUAAGAAAAAAAAAAAAGUUUGCCACAAAGUUUGUCCACUUUGUUUUUUCCAAGAUGCCACGCUCUUUUCUGGUCAAGAAACACAUAAACUCUGCAAAGAAGCCAAAUUAUAGUGAGCUGGAGAGCACAACAGUGUUCAUCACUCCACACAUCUACCGGGGCCUUCCUCUGCCUGUCAUCCCCCAGCCGGAGACCCUGAGCCCGGCAGCCUACAGCCCCAUCACGGUGUGGACUACCAGCAGCCUGCCUCUGUCUCCUCUCCCCAGCGACCUCUCGCCCAUCUCCGGAUACCCCUCAUCGCUCUCCGACACCUCCUCUAAAGACCACAGUGGCUCCGAGAGCCCGAGGAGCGAUGAAGACGAGCAGAUGCUGCCUAAACUGACGGACCCUCACGGAGUCGACGCAGAGAAAUUCCAGUGUAGUUUGUGCAGCAAGAGUUACUCCACGUACUCUGGACUGCUCAAGCACAAACAGCUGCACUGCUGCGACGCCCAGACGAGGAAAUCCUUCAGUUGUAAAUACUGCGAGAAGGAGUACGUGAGCCUGGGAGCUCUCAAAAUGCACAUCAGGACUCACACUUUGCCUUGUGUUUGCAAAAUAUGUGGGAAGGCUUUCUCCAGACCGUGGCUGCUCCAAGGACACAUCAGGACACACACAGGUGAGAAGCCGUUCUCCUGCCCUCACUGCAACAGGGCUUUUGCGGACAGGUCCAAUCUCAGGGCUCACCUACAGACCCACUCGGAUGUGAAAAAAUACCAAUGCAAGAACUGCUCCAAAACCUUCUCCAGGAUGUCUCUUCUGCACAAGCAUGAGGAAUCUGGUUGUUGUGUAGCACACUGACUGAACUGGGAUAACUUUCCACCACCAGGAAAAAAAAAGAAAGUCUUCUUUAUUUUUCCAGGAGAACUGUCAGGGAAUCACAUCGAAGGGGGUUUGUUCCCAAAUAUGCAUUUCUGAGAAAUAGCUCUGUGCUCACGUGCUUCUCGUUUCAAGCAGUGUUUUUCGGUGUCGAGCUUUAUCAUGUCAUGUACUCACCUACCUGUGCUAUUCAUGCACUUUCCUGCAUGUCUAGAAUGUGUUAUAUGCCUUCACAAUGUUAUCUUCAGUGUUUUGUACCAAUGUCUAUCAAUGGCUGUUAUGCAGUCCUCCACUUUCUUUUUAUACGCACCACACAAAAGAUACCAAAAAGGCGCAUUAUGAAUGACAGUAUACAUAUAACAAGAGGAAUACUGAAGCCAUUGAUACUUAGGGAACAAGUGCAAACUUAGUUUUUAGGGUGAAAUUAUUAUAACUUUUGCACAGUCAUUUUAAACAGUUUGCCAGCACUCAAAAAAACAAAUUUUCUCAAGUGCCUCAGUUUGACUUGGCAAUAAUAUGUGUUAUUCAACAAGUUUUCCUGUUAUAUUUUUAUAUAUUGAAUGUAAGUGUGACUGAGAUGAUUGUAUAUUUACAGUGAAAACUGAUGCUGAAUGAUUUUUUGAUAUUUUCAUAUUUUCAUGACACUUUUAGAAAUAAAGUUUCAUGACGUUUUGUAUAA
Sebastes umbrosus (honeycomb rockfish) is the source of this 1717-nucleotide messenger RNA. It is a transcript of the gene snai2, whose product is annotated as snail family zinc finger 2. Lineage: Eukaryota; Metazoa; Chordata; Actinopteri; Perciformes; Sebastidae. Gene Ontology annotation, biological process: regulation of DNA-templated transcription. The coding region runs from base 235 to 1020 and encodes 261 amino acids. The record is from RefSeq and is a predicted model, not a curated record. Gene Ontology annotation, molecular function: DNA-binding transcription factor activity, RNA polymerase II-specific; RNA polymerase II cis-regulatory region sequence-specific DNA binding. The transcript has 3 exons.